Acytostelium subglobosum LB1 is the source of this 975-nucleotide messenger RNA. RefSeq lists its product as hypothetical. The annotation marks the transcript as partial. NCBI's taxonomy places the organism in Eukaryota, Evosea, Eumycetozoa, Acytosteliales, Acytosteliaceae. The record is from RefSeq and is a predicted model, not a curated record. The transcript has 3 exons.
AUGAAUAGUAAAGUUGUAAUAUAUAAUGUAUUAAUAUUUAUAACAUUGUUGGUGAUUGUAACAAAUGGACAGGUAUGCUCCAGAUGUAGAAAGCUGGGUGAGACAUGCAAUAAGAAUGUAUCAAACAUCUGUCAAAAGGGUUCAAUGUGUGUAGACACCAUUGGCAAUGCUACAUUCAAAUGUGUAACCAUACCUGGAAAUGGUGGCAACUGUUCUCUCACCAAUCUAUGCUCCGACUCCUACACCUGCAAUCCAUCCACAAAGAUUUGUGUCUCUGAGAACUAUCUUGGCACUGGCGAGACAUGUGUAAAUACAACACAAUGUAGUGAUGGUCUAUUGUGUACAAACUCAAAGUGUACGAAUCCAUCGUAUCCAACAUGUUCUUCUAGUUCUGAUUGUUUCUGGAAUGAAACUUGUGCCAAUGAUCAUAAGUGCAAGACGCCAGUUGCCAAUGGUGAACAAUGUAUGACCUACUCUGACUGUACCCAAAGCAGUAACUGUGUCAACAACAAGUGUGUCGCAUCACUCUCCGUUCAAGUUGGUGGAGUAUGCUCACUAGACAGUGAUUGUGAUAUAUCACAAGAGUUAAUGUGUAUAAACAAGACAUGUCAGGACAAGGACUUGUAUGGACUGCUCAAGUGUAACACUUCGAAGGAUUGUUCGAUGGGAGUAUGCAUGUGUGAUGGUAAUGAAGUUACUACGACCAAUGCUACUUCGAAUGGUACUUGUUAUCCAUUGCUAGAUAUGACUCGUGUGUCAAAGUCUGUUCUGGAUCAAUACUUCCAAUGUGUUGUGAACAACAAGUGUCCACAAGUUGACAAUAUCAUACCAGGUAGCUGUGCCUACAAAUGUGGUACACCAUUUUAUGCCACAUUCAAUCCACCAUGCAACAUCAACUCUGCCAUCUCAUCCAUUCAUAUCAACAACCUUACACUACUUUUAAUUAGUAUGAUAGUUAUAUUCAUCAUAAUGUUG